CUCAGGUGGGCGGUGGCGUCGCACAGGCGAACAGCGGGGCGGUGCGGAGGAGGACGACCUCGGCGUCGUCGCCCACAUAACUCACUUUAUCGUGCUGCUUGACGGGGGCGGAAAAUGGGCUGCUGCUACUCCAAACAAUCCAAAAGGAAGUCGGCUGGAAAAGAGCCGGCGGCCGAGAGUAGCACCAGCAACAACAACGCGACGGGCGAUGGCACCGGAGAGGCACCGAAGCAGUACAGCUGGGACAAGCGUGACAAGGUGGACCCUAAGGACUACAUGCUGGUGGGGGUGAAGGAUUCCACAGUGGGGCGCCUGCCUGGCAUGCUGAACGGUCAGCAGUUCGUCAUCCAGGACUGCGAGAACUGCAACAUCUUGGUCCUCGACCACUCGGCCGCCAUCACCGUGGACGACUGCACAAACUGCCGUCUGGUGCUGGGCCCGGUGAAGGGCAGCGUGUUCCUGCGUGAUUGUAGGGAUGUCCAGUGCGUGGUGGCCUGCCAACAGUUCCGAACACGCGACUGCAAGAAGAUGGACGUCUUCCUGUGCUGCGCCACCCAGCCCAUCAUCGAGUCUUCAACCGGCAUGAAGUUUGGUUGCUUCCAGUACUAUUACCCUGAACUGGCUUUCCACUUCAAGGAUGCUGGCCUCAGCAUCUUCAACAACAACUGGAGCAACAUCCACGACUUCACGCCCGUCUCUGGGGAGACCAACUGGAGCCUCUUGCCCGAAGACGCCAUGGUCCUUGACUACGUGCCAGCGCCAGAUGCCGAUUCGGAGUUCCGAUCUGUAAGGGUCUCCAGCGAUGCCAGUAAGAGCAUCGUACCCCUGACGCAUGGGGCAAGACGAAAGGAGAGUGAGGAGUCCUGCCUGUUCAUGUUCUUCGCCGGGGAUUACACCAUCGCCAACGCACGCAAGCUCAUCGACGAGGUAACUGAAAGGAGCUUUGUUCUGAUCCAAACCAAGGAAGUCUCGAUGCGUCCUGAAGAUGUCAGCAGAGUAUUCCAGAACAGCGCAGAAGGUCUCGCGGAGCUGAUAACCAAAGGUCCGGUUGUCGCUCUGGAGUUAAAUGGAGAUGGGGUGGUUGAGGCUUGCCGGGCCAUCGCCAAGGAGGUGUUCAGCGGAACCAAGGUGUUUGUUUCGGAAAGCGAAACUACAUCUUCGAGGGACGUGGACAACUUCUUCAACUUCGCUGACAUGCAGAUGAGCCUGUGAAGUUCGGACCAACAGGAGAUAAAAAUGCAUGAAUAUGUUUUUGUUUGUUCAGUCUGCAGUAUUGUGUUUCAGUUCAUGCCAUCAGUGAACUUAAGAUUUACGUUAAAGGUUUUUACAACAGUCAUGCAGUCACAAACAUACAAUACAACUUUUAUAAAGAUUUUUUUUUUUUGUAUUGAUGAAUGUAUUUUAAUAAUUAUUUGUUGUCCAUAUUUCUUUUAUAAAUAUACAGUGUAUUUUUAUGUGAAAAAUACUUACUUUUUAAUGGUCACUGUUAAAUGACAUUUUAAAUAUUAAGGGAAGAUGCUCCACUUCAAUGUGAAUUCACAUAUACAAGAAGGCAGUUUUUAAAUGUUUUAGUCUGGAGUUUUUUUGUUCACAGAAAAAAAUUCUGUACAUUUUUAAUGAUAAUGUACUGUUUUAGUUAUAUACCAUGUGUGUUAAAUGUGUGUUUCCUUUAUAUUUGUAUAGUUUGCAUAAAUAGUGAUUGUGUUUUAAAAGGGCUCUUCACAUAUAUGAAUUUACAGCCCUAAAUAUAAAAAGAUUUUAUACUUCAGACACUUUUAUUGAGGAUCUAGAUCCUGUAUUUUCUCUGGAAAUGACUGGGGCCAUUUGUUAUAUAAUUUGAUUGAUCUUUUUUAUAUUCCACGUUUGUUUUCGGAAUUGUAGUAUAAUCGGCAUCACAAUUUGCUAAUCAGAUUAUGGUAAUAUGUAUGUUUUUACUUUAUUUUAAGGAAUAUCUUUAAACAAGAUGUGAUUGUUAAAGAAAUGGGUACUAUUUUAUUGGUAUAUUAAAUAGAAAUUACUACAA
This is a messenger RNA of Paramormyrops kingsleyae, 2023 nucleotides long. RefSeq names its product RP2 activator of ARL3 GTPase (gene rp2). The record is from RefSeq and is a predicted model, not a curated record. NCBI's taxonomy places the organism in Eukaryota, Metazoa, Chordata, Actinopteri, Osteoglossiformes, Mormyridae. Gene Ontology annotation, biological process: post-Golgi vesicle-mediated transport. Gene Ontology annotation, cellular component: cilium; periciliary membrane compartment. Gene Ontology annotation, molecular function: GTPase activator activity.